AUGUCUCUCUCCAACAAACUCUCCAUCAAUGACGUAGACCUCAAGGGCAAGCGCGUGCUUGUCCGAGUCGACUUCAACGUGCCAUUGGACAAGGAGACCAACUCCAAGAUCACAAACAACCAGCGUAUCGUCGGCGCCCUUCCCACAAUCAAAUACGCCAUCGAACAUGGCGCCAAGGCAGUCAUCCUCAUGUCCCACCUCGGUCGCCCAGACGGCAAGCCCAAUCCCAAGUACAGCCUGAAGCCUGUCAAGGCCGAGCUUGAGAAGCUCCUAGGCAGGCAUGUGACCUUCACCGACGACUGCGUGGGUCCGGAAGUUGAGAAGACAGUCAACGACACUAAAGACGGUGGCGUAGUCCUCCUCGAGAACCUCCGCUUCCACAUCGAAGAAGAGGGUAGCAGCAAGGACAAGGAUGGCAACAAGACUAAAGCCGACAAGAGCAAGGUUGAGCAAUUCCGCAAACAGCUCACAGCUUUAGGAGAUGUCUACAUCAACGACGCCUUCGGCACCGCUCACCGCGCCCACAGCAGCAUGGUCGGCGUUGAACUCCCACAAAAAGCCUCUGGUUUCCUCGUAAAGAAGGAACUAGAAUACUUCGCUAAAGCGCUCGAGAACCCUCAAAGACCUUUCCUCGCUAUCCUCGGCGGCGCUAAAGUCAGCGAUAAGAUCCAGCUCAUUGAGAACCUACUCGAUAAAGUCAACAGCCUGAUCAUCUGCGGCGGUAUGGCCUUUACGUUCAAGAAGACGCUGGAGAAUGUCAAGAUAGGGAACUCGUUGUUCGAUGAGGCGGGGAGCAAGAAGGUGGCAGAGUUGGUGGAGAAGGCGAAGAAGAAUAAUGUCAAGCUUACCCUUCCUAACGACUAUAUCACCGCGGAUAAAUUUGACAAGGAUGCCAAGACUGGGUAUGCCACGGACAAGGACGGCAUCCCUGACGGCUGGAUGGCGCUAGAUUGCGGUGAGGAGAGUCUGAAGUUGUACAAGGAGGCUAUUGAUGACGCCAAGACCAUCCUGUGGAAUGGGCCUCCUGGAGUGUUUGAGAUGGAGAAGUUUGCUAAUGGAACGAGGAAGACGAUGGAUUAUGCGGUUAGUGCUGCGCAAAGUGGGAAGAUUGUGAUUAUUGGUGGUGGAGAUACGGCGACCGUGGCGGCGAAUUAUGGUGUGGAGGACAAGCUGAGCCAUGUCUCUACGGGUGGCGGUGCGAGUCUGGAGUUGUUGGAGGGGAAGGAGUUGCCUGGUGUGGCUGCUCUGUCGAGUAAGUAG
This is a messenger RNA of Recurvomyces mirabilis, 1260 nucleotides long. RefSeq names its product phosphoglycerate kinase (gene PGK1). The transcript has a single exon. NCBI's taxonomy places the organism in Eukaryota, Fungi, Ascomycota, Dothideomycetes, Mycosphaerellales, Teratosphaeriaceae. The record is from RefSeq and is a predicted model, not a curated record. Gene Ontology annotation, molecular function: phosphoglycerate kinase activity; ADP binding; ATP binding. Gene Ontology annotation, cellular component: cytosol. Bases 1 to 1260 code for a protein of 419 amino acids. Gene Ontology annotation, biological process: glycolytic process; gluconeogenesis.